UAUAUAUUACAUUUGUAACUAAAAGGAAAACUUUCCCCAUUAAGCAAACCCAUAAUCCUCCAUUAAUGGCUACACCAUCUGAAACUCAAACCUCUUCUUCUUCUUCUUCAUCUCUGCCCCUUCUUGACCGAGUUGCCAUUGUCACCGGAGCCUCUCGAGGAAUCGGCCGAGGCAUAGCUCUCCAUCUAGCCUCACUCGGAGCUCGUCUAGUCAUCAAUUACACCUCCAACUCUGCUCAAGCUCAACUCCUAGUCUCCGAGAUCAACGCCACCUCAUCUUCUACCUCCACCGCCACAACCACUCCUCGAGCCGUCGCGGUCCAAGCUGACGUGUCCGAUCCCGACCAAGUGAAAUCGCUCUUCGAUUCAGCUGAGAAGUUCUUCAAUGUCCAACCUCAUAUUCUGGUCAACUCAGCCGGAGUACUCGAUCCAAAGUACCCUCACAUUUCAAACGCCUCCGUUGAAGAUUUCGAUCGAACUUUCAGUGUGAAUACAAGAGGAGCUUUCUUGUGCCUAAGAGAGGCAGCAAACAGGUUGAAGCGUGGUGGCGGAGGUCGGAUCAUAUCUAUAUCUUCGUCCAUGGUGGGGGGAUUGAAGCCGGGAUUCGGGGUGUAUGCAGCAUCGAAGGCGGCUGUGGAGACGAUGAUCAAGAUACUUGCUAAGGAGCUAAAGGGGAUGGGGAUCACGGCCAACUGCGUGGCCCCGGGACCAAUCGCGACCGAUAUGUUCUUUUCGGGGAAGAGUGAGGAUGACUUGAAGAAAGUGGUGGAUGAGUGCCCCAUGGGGAGGCUUGGAGUGGUUAAGGAUGUGGUUCCUGUGGUGGGAUUCUUGGCUGGUGAUGGGAGUGAGUGGGUUAAUGGGCAGGUCAUUCGUGCAAAUGGGGGGUAUGUUUAAGAUCAAAUCUAUUGAAAAGAUGCCAACUUUCAAAGAUUUUGAUCGUGGUUUUAUCAUAAUAAUAAGCAUUAGAGUCUAAACUCGUUGAAAAUGUGAAAUAAAAUCAAUGGUUAGUGUUAGAUGAUACGAUGAUGAUGAAAAUGUAUAAUGGGAACUUUGUAAUUUUUUUUAGUCAAAACUCAAAUUGUAGUUGCUUGAUUUUUCAAUGAGAAGUGUAAGAGAGUGUUUGUAAU
Molecule: messenger RNA, 1126 nt
Organism: Cannabis sativa
Lineage: Eukaryota; Viridiplantae; Streptophyta; Magnoliopsida; Rosales; Cannabaceae
Product: NADPH-dependent aldehyde reductase-like protein, chloroplastic
Exons: 2
Coding region: 66-893 (275 amino acids)
Molecular function (GO): oxidoreductase activity
Source: RefSeq, a predicted model, not a curated record